AUGUCAGGAAUGUGGAUCAUUGGCUACGGCCUGCUUAUCUUUAAGCCACCACCACUUUACGAGUUCAAGGUGACUGGAACCCUCAAGGGCUACAUUCGCCGGUUCUGGCAGUCGUCUUCAGAUCACAGAGGUACUCCUGAAAGCCCAGGCAGAGUGGUCACGCUUAUGUCUCUCGAUGACUUGAAGAGCCACAACAGAUUCCAUAAUGAUUUGUGUACUUAUGAACUCAAUCCGAAAUUGGGAGAGUCUAAUAUAGCUACAACGUCGGUGGCUGACCUUCCCAGUGGUGCAUUGGCCAAUGGGAUCCAUGACGUGCAACAUAGAAUAGAUCAACUAGAGGAGGAUGAUUUGAAGGUGUGGGGAGUGGCAUAUUAUGUUCCGCCAGAACAUGUGGAUGAAAUGAAGGCGUAUUUGGAUGUCAGAGAACAAGAUGGCUACACGCUUCACCAGGUCAAGUUCCAAGUACAUAGUGUUCCUGAUGAGGCAAAGGCGGCUAUAAGUGAUAUUCCUCGCGACAAAGAUGGAGACCUUUUCAUUGAGUCAUUCAUCUACAUCGGCACCAUAGAUAACGAGUCCUUUGUUGGUCCUGAGAGCGUCCAGGAUACGGCUGCUGUCAUUAAAACCAGCCGUGGACCCAGCGGUCCUAACUUUGAGUACUUGAACGAGCUUACUAAAGCAGUAAGAGCUCUUGAUCCGCAACUCAGAUCUAGAGACUUCUACCUCGAAGAUCUCGUCGCUCUUGCUGAACCCGCAAAAUAG
Candidozyma haemuli is the source of this 759-nucleotide messenger RNA. Its product is annotated as gamma-glutamylcyclotransferase. Gene Ontology annotation, molecular function: gamma-glutamylcyclotransferase activity; glutathione specific gamma-glutamylcyclotransferase activity. Gene Ontology annotation, cellular component: cytoplasm. The record is from RefSeq and is a predicted model, not a curated record. Lineage: Eukaryota; Fungi; Ascomycota; Pichiomycetes; Serinales; Metschnikowiaceae. Gene Ontology annotation, biological process: glutathione catabolic process. The transcript has a single exon. The coding region runs from base 1 to 759 and encodes 252 amino acids.